AUGAAGGUCACUCCAAUAGACAGAAAGGCAAUACGAGAUGAUCAUCAUCGAAUAUUGUUAACUUCACUUACAGAUGUACACAAUAUUUCAUACCCUCCUUUAUCAUCCGCACCACGUGUCAAUAAAGUUCCUCGUCAAGUUCGUCAUUCAUCAUUACGAAUUCAAUCGCAUUUCAAUCAACGAACAAAUGAUGAUUUGGAGAAAAAGUCACUGCAACAAGAUAGUUUCUUAAUAAGAACAGAUGAAAAGCCUAGUGGAAUUCGAGAAAAUAAUCAACAGCGAUUAUCCAUAGUCAUCAAGGAUUCAUUGGGAAUAACAAAUGAAACUAAUCGUCAGGCAUUUGGUUCAUGGUCAAAUCAAUGGCAACAACAGCAUCCACAGCAACUACAACAACAACUUCCCCCUCAACAGCAACAACGACUUCCACAUCAACAACAUCCACAGCAACUACAACGACAACUUCCACAUCAACAACAUCCACAGCAACUACAACAACAACUUCCACGGCAACUACAACGACAACUUCCACCUCAUCAACGACAAAAACUUCCACCUCAUCAACGACAACAACUUCCACAUCAACAACCAAGACCACUUCUACAUCAUCAACAACAACAACAUCUUUUUAUUAAUGAAAUAUGGAAACAAAUGGAGACAUCAGGUUCAAAAUGUACAAAAUUGCUUGAAGGUUAUCGUUGA
Messenger RNA from Rotaria sordida, 699 nucleotides. The record is from the annotation of a GenBank genome assembly. NCBI's taxonomy places the organism in Eukaryota, Metazoa, Rotifera, Eurotatoria, Philodinida, Philodinidae.